AUUAAUCACACUAUCUCCUUCCGUCUGGAUUCAACGAUUUAUUCACCGUACGGUUCCUAUGAGCCAUACAUGAAGCACCAUGGACCAGAAACACGAUAUCCUUUACCUUCCAGAAACUUUGCUACUGGAAAAUCAAAAAAAGUUGCAUGGUUUGUGAGUAACUGUAUACCGAAAAGUCCAAGAAUGCAAUACGCCAAAGAAAUUUCACGACAUAUCCCGCUUGAUAUUUAUGGUCAAUGUGGCACGUUAUCGUGUCCAAAGCAUAAUCCAACUUUUACCUCAUCAGUUAGCUGCUUGAAAAUGAUUCGCGAAAAUUAUAAGUUUUAUUUGAGCUUCGAAAAUAGUUUGUGCAGUGAGUACAUAACAGAGAAGUUGUAUAAAAAUGCGUUGAAAAACGAUAUACUUCCAAUUGUGAUGGGUGCAUCGAUAGAGGAAUAUGAAAGAGUCGCUCCUCCAUACUCGUUCAUUCACGUUGAUCAAUUCGAAUCACCGGCUAAACUGGCAGACUAUUUGAAGUAUUUGGACAAGAACGAUACUGCAUAUAAUGAAUAUUUUGCAUGGCAUGGUCAUGGAAUCAUACAUGAUUACGAUGCCCAACCUCAAUGUGCAAUGUGUCUGCUAGCUCAUACAUCUCAUUCAUUUGGUCCAUAUUGGGUUCCGAGUGUGGCACGAUGGUGGAAUGCUGGAUGUAAUGGUCGGAAAUUGCGUUGGAAUCCAUGAAACAUGAAUAUUGAGAACAGAAACAUUGUUUUAUUGUAGAUUGUAUUAAAUUGUAAUGUACAUAGUGCUUUCUGUGGUAUAGAUCAAAUUACAUUUGAAAAUGGACAAUAUUUUACACAUAAUAAAAAUUCUGAUAUUUU
This is a messenger RNA of Schistosoma margrebowiei, 860 nucleotides long. The record is from the annotation of a GenBank genome assembly. NCBI's taxonomy places the organism in Eukaryota, Metazoa, Platyhelminthes, Trematoda, Strigeidida, Schistosomatidae.